CACUAAUAGUCCAAAAGCAAGACAGAGAGGUCCUCUGCUCACCAUCUUUUUCCAAAAUGAAAUAAUAAGUGCAGGGUCUUCUGGCAAGACUUCAAGAAAAGACAGAGCCGAAGACUACAGGUUUUAUGCGGUGCAGUAACAUGAGAGGACAGAUUGCAUUGUCUGUGGUCACUGGACUCUAUCUGAUUUGUCAGGGAUCAUGUGAUUCUGAUUGUGAGAACUCCAAACACUGCUCCAAGACAGAUUGGAUACAUCAGUGGUACAUAUGGCUUGUUGUCACUGCAGGAGUUCUGCUUCUAAUGUUUGGGAUCACCUGUGCCUGCCUGCGGUGCUGGUAUCUUAGACAGCAGCGCUGCCCUGAGAGGGGAGAGCAACCUUGUGAAGUCACAGUCAUAGCCUUUGACCACGAUAGCACCAUCCAGAGCACUGUGACCUCUCUGCAGUCAGUGUUUGGCCCAGCUGCCCGCAGGAUAUUUGCUGUGUCACACUCUCAUGGCCCUUCGCCUCAGCUGACGACAGUGGGACCUGAAACCCCACCUUGUUAUGAUGAGGCCUUGCUGAUGAGUCGCUUCACAGUAGCCCGCAGUACUCAUAAGCCUUGUGUUCUUGCUCCUGUUCCUGAAGAAAGAAAUGAAAUACCCAUACCAUAAUGGACAACCCCAAGACAUUUUAAUAUAACAAAGCUUUAUUGCUAUCACA
Molecule: messenger RNA, 699 nt
Organism: Nanorana parkeri
Lineage: Eukaryota; Metazoa; Chordata; Amphibia; Anura; Dicroglossidae
Gene: TMEM52B
Product: transmembrane protein 52B
Exons: 7
Coding region: 126-650 (174 amino acids)
Source: RefSeq, a predicted model, not a curated record